UAAUCCAGAGCCAUUUGUCCAGCCCCAGUGAAGAACCACUUACACAUGUAGUAACUUUAUUUAUUUGUUUUAAUUUAGGAAAAUGUCUGAUAGAGAGGAGAAUGUUGAUCAUAAGAAAGAAGUUGACACCACGGGCAACAGCGAAGCAGCCGCUGAAGUCAUCAGCAUCCCGCGCCCUUUAGAAGUGGAAGGGUCAGAUGUAACCGCAGAGGAAGAGUCGAUGCUGGAGGAAUUCACCACCGAGAGUGAGGGGACCACAGAGGGGCAGAGCGAACGCAGCAUUUCCACUGCAAAGUCAUACGUCGUCAGACCCAUGACAGAGGACUUGUCCUCUGAGACGGCUGCGCUAUCUCAGGGACAAGAACAGAAACAUCCAACAGAGGAUGACCCCAUGUCAUUUCUGACUAAAAUAAAAGAGAUAAAGGAGAAUGUGCAGACAUUAAUAAGAGAAGCUUCAGCAACAGUAAAAAUUGUACUCAUCCCUGUAGCCCAGGAAGUUACAAUGUCUGUUAGGGUCGAUGUCCCACUUAGAUUGCUCAAGGAGCACUUUGCACGCUUAUUACGUAUUCCACAUUAUGUAGUGCAAAUAAGUCAUGCAGGACUUGUUGUUGGGAACAAUGAGACACUACAACAAUACGGAGUUAAACCUCAAGACACUGUCCAAAUGGAGGUAUUUUCCACAGAUCCCAAACAAUAUCCAGUCAGAAGAAUAGAGGGCUUGAGUCAGAGCUCCAGGGUCAUAACAGUCACCGUACAGAAGAGCACUGAUCACUAUGAGGAAGUAGUAGUUGAGAUAAUAAAAUCUGACUUCCACAAGCCAUUCCUUGGUGGAUUUAGACAUAAAAUAACAGGAGUGGAAUAUCACAAUGCUGGGACACAAACUGUACCUAAAAAGAUUCUCGAAAACCCCAAUCUGUUCUGUAGGGACUCGCAGACAGUGUUUCAAAGGAAAAAGACACAACAAACCACAAAUACAACAUCUACUCAGAUGACCAAAAUUGGUGUGUAUGUAUCAAACAUGACGGAUAAACUGCUCAAACCAGGGAAGUACUUCACAGCAGAGGCAUACCACCAGCGAAGGUUGAAUGCGGUGUUAGUGAUACAGACGAACUACAGGCGGUGGCAUGCUAAACGCUACGUAGACAGCUUGAGAAGACGCAAGCAAAUAAGGUUGCAGUGGGAGGAAGAAGAAGAGCUCAGGAAGAUGGCAGAAAAGGAAGAGUGGAUACGAAUGGACUAUUACCGGAGGCACAGCCCUAAAACAAACGAAGACUUUGAGCUCCUUUACAACGCUCUAGAACUUUGGCGGCAAGAAGAAGUUACACAAGUUGACCAGUAUUUAACUCCAGCUGAAAGGAAGGCUGCUCUGUGCGAACUUUUGGAAAAAGAGACGCAGAUAAUUGCUUCCAUCGGGAGACACAGAUGUGUUGCUCGUAUGGAGAGGCAGGAGGCAGCUAUACAAGCUUUCCUGGAUAAGUGUUCAGCUCCAAAUAUCUGGAGAAGACCUGAUGGCAAAACCAUUGAGAUGGACACACAGUUCACGCUAAGAGCCAGAGAGCUGCAAAGCAUCUACAAGUGCAUCAUACUGAAAGACCUCUCUCAAGAUGAGCGGCUGGACAUACUCCUGACACUUAAGCACACUGUAAAGGAACAUGAGUGUAAGCUGACCCAGGAAAUCCUAGAGUUGAUUGACAGAGAAGUUGACCUUAUGAUGAGGGGAGUCAAACCUCACAAUCUUGAAGGACUCAGGAAGAGAAUCACAACGCUCUUCUUUCACUACAUCAAAACACCCCUGUUUAAUCCUGAAGUUUCAAAAUACCUUAAGGUCCCUCAAGAUCCACUGAAAUUUUACGAUAAGAUUUACUUUUGCCACAGUUGCCAGUUGUAUCUGCCUUCUGUAGAAUUUUCCGUGUCGCCCACCUCGCAUCGUGUGUACCGCUGCCGCCAUUGUGUCAACCUUGAGAAUGAGACCAAGAAACGGGAAUCGUUCUUGAAGUACAAAUGUUUGCUCCAGCGGCUCUACUACUCAGAGGCUGACUACGAGGACGAUGCCCAGAUCGCUUUUCUGAUGCAGCUUCAGGACAUUAAGUACUUGACAGAGAACAUCUGGGCGUCCCAGUCCGUCCUCAGUGCCUGGGACGAUCUCAAUGACCUGGUCAUGGUCCGGUGGGAUAAGAACGUGGAGUGGUCUCCCUGGAACUGCAUUCUCCUCACCAAGGAUGAAGGGGCAGCUCACCUCAAGCUAGAGAGCAUUGAAGAGGGCUAUGGACGCCUUUUUCUCCACAAGAUCAAGCACAAGCAUAUCCUGGCUAAAAACUAUUUCUCACAGGUUCCAGUGCUGGCUGCGCUCUUACAGGAGGAUGAUGAAGUAGGAGAGAUCAGAAGUAAAUACUACGUAGAUACGUCACCUAAAACCAUAGAGCCCCGCGGAACUCAGCAUCAGCAGAUUUAGGAAUAUCAAUUUGAGGAUGAUCAUUUUUGGUCUCUACUAAAAGAGUAGUACAGAGGUCAUGUAAUACGGAAAACCGUCUUUAUAUUUCUAUUGGUAUUAUUUGUUUUGUUCAUAGUAUUUAAGUUAUAUGAAUAGAAAAAAGUCUGUAUUUAUGAACCAUUGUUAGGUGGUUCAUAUUAAUCUGUAAUUUUGUUACUAAGAUGAAUAAAGAGAACAUUUUUAUCUAUUUUCAUGUUAAUUUAAAGAAAAAAAAAAACACUUUAAAGUCAAAAUACAGCAGCCAAACAAAACUUUGGCCUAACUUUCAAUGAAAGUUAUUUAUUUCAUAUACUUCAUGAAUGUAAUCAUUCUCUAUACAUGAGCCUGUAUUUUGAUAUAAGUAUUUAUAUUUUUUACUUUUAUUGUCUAAUUUUACCUUUUAACUGCAUAAUCCAAGAAAAGAGACUCGAACAAACAAAUAAAAAACCCUGCAUUGCAUGCCAUGAAACAAGGCAAACAGUGGAAAUAUUAUUUAUGAAGGAUACUUCCUCUGGGGAAAUGUUGAGAUUCUGUAAGAGCAUGAACUUGAUCAAAUCAGCUCUCCACUACUUCUCAAUAAACUAACCAAUAGCAUUGACUCCAUACCUGUCUGGAAUAUGUGAUAAUGAAUGGAUGAUGUCUCCAAAGGUGGCAUACCCAAAAUAGCAUGAUCUACGAAAAGCCUAUUUACAAAAGGCUCUGUUCUAAGAUAUACAUGAUAUACAGAUUUUUAUAACAUAGUUUAUGAGAAUUUGUC
Messenger RNA from Acomys russatus (golden spiny mouse), 3227 nucleotides. It is a transcript of the gene Iqub, whose product is annotated as IQ motif and ubiquitin domain containing. The transcript has 12 exons. Bases 83 to 2452 code for a protein of 789 amino acids. Gene Ontology annotation, biological process: cilium assembly. Lineage: Eukaryota; Metazoa; Chordata; Mammalia; Rodentia; Muridae. Gene Ontology annotation, molecular function: protein binding. The record is from RefSeq and is a predicted model, not a curated record. Gene Ontology annotation, cellular component: motile cilium; acrosomal vesicle.